AUGAGACUUACCAGACCCAACUGGGUCAAGCAUACCGACGACAAGGACCGGCGCUCGCCCAUCUUCAGUAUAUCAGUGCAUCCAGAUGGUACCCGCUUAGCUACUGGAGGCUUGGACAAAAAGGUCAAGAUAUGGUCGACGUUACCGAUUCUGGACAAAGAGACCGACGAGAAUGAAGCGAAUCACAAACUGCUAUGUACGAUGUCUUCGCAUACGGGAUCCGUCCUGGCGGUCCGAUGGGCUCACCAUGGCCGAUUCUUAGCGAGUGGAUCCGACGACACGGUCAUUGUCAUCUGGGGUAUUGACCCGGACGGCGGAGGCCGAGUGUUCGGCUCAGACGAAGUCAACGUGGAGAACUGGAAGGCAUUGACGAGACUUGUCGGACAUACUGCAGAUAUUAUUGAUCUUGCUUGGUCUCGGGACGACUCUAUGAUGGCUUCUGUGGGUCUAGAUAAAUUGGUGUGGAUCUGGGAUGGCCAGUCAUUCGAUCGAUUACGCAAAAUCGAUUUGCAUGGAGAUUUCGUCAAGGGCGUCUGCUGGGAUCCAGUCGGAAACUUUCUCGCCACUCAGUCUGACGAUAAGACGGUCAAGAUUUGGGAUACUGCGAAUUGGAAUCUCGUGCACAGUGUCUCUGCGCCAUUCAAGAACUCUCCAAAAUCCACGUUCUUCAGGCGUCUGAGCUGGUCACCGGACGGCGCGUUCAUCGCUGCCUCCAACGCUAUGAACGGUCCUGUAUUCGUCGCUGCAGUCAUUGAGCGAGAAGGAUGGAAUGCAGAUAUCUCGUUUGUGGGACACGGAAAUACCAUUCAAGUGGCGGCUUUCAAUCCCCGAUUAUUCUUUCGUGAGGGAGAUGACCCCGGACGAGCAACCGCCUCUUGUAUGCUGGCUCUCGGUGCAGACGAUUUCAGUAUCUCCAUCUGGCGAAAUACAUUGCACAAGCCAGUGGUCGUUUUGGCAGAUGUUUUCAACCGACCAUUGUUGGAUCUCUGCUGGGCGACCGAUGGACAUCAGCUGUAUGGCUGCUCUGCAGAUGGCACAAUCUGCGCUAUCAGCUUUGACGAUGCGGAAUUGCCAGAGUUGGCCGAGAUCGAGAAGACUGAACUGGUGCUCAACGAGUAUGGCUACAAGCCAGUGCGGAAGAGUGUCCCUAGACCUAUACAGUCUCAGACUCCCGUCAACGGAUUCGGACCUCAACCUUCUGGCAGCCAUGUCAACGUCAUUCAACCGCGGAAGGGCAAAUCUAAGGCUCAAUCUCUCACUUCUCAAAAACGUCGCGUCGAAUUGGGUGGCUUUGGACCUCCAGCCGAUUCACACGAUGCAUUUUCAUCUGGUCAACUUCAGCCUCUCGGUUCAGGUCAAGAUCAUACGGCGAGAAUGUUUGAAGAUGCACACGCUGCCUUUGGCGACAACUCAGCAGGUCCGUCGAAUCUGGGUCAAAAACGGAAAGCGAGUCUAUCGAACGAUGAUCAUCGGCAAUAUAAAGGUCGCACAAUGGGUUCUUCGCGAUCCGACGUCGACGUCAAGGAAAUUCGAGCGCCGCGGGUGGUGGUCAGCGGGGAUGGCAGUCGAGGUCGGACAUUGCCAGUGCCUCGAGUGCAGACUUUGCUCCGCGUCAAGUCGACAUACGAUGAGAGUCUGUACCUCGAAGCGGAGAACUCAGAGGACGCCAAAGGCAAGACGAGAGUCGCACUCAGUCAAGACGGACAGAAUCAAUGGCUAGACUUUAUGCCGGGGCCGGUCAUCGCCAUGGUCCUCUCGGAAUCGUUCUGUGCCGUCGGCUGUGAAGAUGGGAUGGUGAUGGUGUAUUCACCGGCUGGGAGACACAUAAAACUGGACUCGUCGAUCGCCGAGAUGACUGGGAAUCGUGAUAAGCUGUUUGUCAUAACUGCUAGCUGCACUUGUCACAUUCUCGACGUAAAAUCUGGAAAGUCGCUUUUCCCUCCCGUUUCCAUGUCCCAUCUGCUAGGCGAUCAUAACAUCUCCUCGAUCUCCGUUCGACCUCACGGUGUGCCCAUCAUCACCACCUCUCACCCCUGCGCAUACGCCUACGACACCAUGCGCGACGCUUGGACACCCCUCACCUCUUCAUGGUGGUUAGAGUCAUCUCCCUUGGCUGAUCGUCGCUCACGUCCGGGUCCUUCGGGUCCGCUCGCCGAUAUCGAAGGUGAAGUGUCGAGACUUUGGAAAGGAAACCAGAUAUCGGAGGGGGAGAAACCCGAAUGGUGGGACGUGGCGCUCGAGUUGGGUCAUUUGGAGAGCAAAGUCAGAGCGGCAGAGCUACUACAAAGUAAAGAGGAGUACAAGUUCUGGUUGAUCAGAGUUGCUGGAAUCUUGGGACGAGAAGGGUUCAGAGCGCGUGCAGAGGAACUGAUCAAGGAUCUGUUAGGGCCAUUGUACAGUCAUCCUGGACGAGAUGCUUGGGUAUCAACAGUUAUUGGGUUACAAAGACGAGACCUGCUCAAACAGGUUCUCACAACGUUUGCUCAAAGUACCUCGUUGUCGGGCUUGGCGCAGCAUUAUCAGGGCAUCAUGAAGGAGAUUGCAGCCGAAGCUAGCGAGUUGUAA
Kockovaella imperatae is the source of this 2565-nucleotide messenger RNA. RefSeq names its product putative transcription corepressor. Gene Ontology annotation, cellular component: nucleus; HIR complex. The record is from RefSeq and is a predicted model, not a curated record. Gene Ontology annotation, biological process: DNA-templated transcription; regulation of DNA-templated transcription; chromatin remodeling. Gene Ontology annotation, molecular function: nucleosome binding; protein binding. The transcript is spliced from 15 exons. Bases 1 to 2565 code for a protein of 854 amino acids. NCBI's taxonomy places the organism in Eukaryota, Fungi, Basidiomycota, Tremellomycetes, Tremellales, Cuniculitremaceae.